Messenger RNA from Guyanagaster necrorhizus, 873 nucleotides. RefSeq lists its product as uncharacterized. The transcript has 3 exons. Bases 1 to 873 code for a protein of 290 amino acids. The record is from RefSeq and is a predicted model, not a curated record. Lineage: Eukaryota; Fungi; Basidiomycota; Agaricomycetes; Agaricales; Physalacriaceae.
AUGCCUCUCGGUAUAUCUAUCAAAACUCAUCCUCAUUUCCAGCAUUCUUUCUCGUACAACCUCCCCGAAACACUCGAAUCCAUCACGCAGGAAUUCCUCAAAGACUUGAGUCUCAUCCAAGAUAAACCGAUCUUGGUGAAGCUGAUUGGCGGACAUGCCGCUAGCAAACACUUUCACUACUCCUUUCGCGAUACUUCAGGAUUGGAUUUUAUCAUCACAGAACCCGAACUAGUGAAGAAUUUCCUUCUCUCCAAGUGUCCCGAGAAGUAUUAUCGUCACCUCAAGGGCACCCAGACAAUCCUCUUCUACCGAGGAUCAUUUGUAGAUCCUGAUCCAAGAUCAUGGGUCCGAAUUGACUUCAGAUCGUUCUCCCAAAUGCCUCUCGAAUAUCCCGUCACCGCCAACAUGCGUCCAAUCAAAGAGAUAUCCGACACCGCCGCUGACACUAGUAUCUGCGCGAGCAUUCUCGACCUCAUAAUCAUGAAGAUCGAAUGCAUCAUCGACUGGGCGCGCGACAGACAGCUCAAAAUGCAGGAUUUUGAAGAUCUACGGGAGCUUGUAGCACUGAGGAAUCGACAAGAACGAACGGCACUGGACGCCGCCAGCGAAUUCCUACAUGCUCGAUAUAUCCACUGCUAUUUCGAUGACUUUGCGUUUCAAGACAUCUCUGGCGUGCUGAAAUCGUGGAUCGCGAAUAUGAUGGACCCGAAAGGCGACCUCAUCGACCCAGACGAAGGGCACCAGGUCUUCAGCUUGGAGAGUCGUGAUGCACAGAAGGUGAAGUGGGAAGAAAUGUCCCCAGUGUACAAAUGCAAAAUGCGAAUGCUUACUCCCGCUGUUGAUACCGUUCGUCUGGCAGAUUUUUUCAAGUAA